Phoenix dactylifera (date palm) is the source of this 2903-nucleotide messenger RNA. The record is from RefSeq and is a predicted model, not a curated record. NCBI's taxonomy places the organism in Eukaryota, Viridiplantae, Streptophyta, Magnoliopsida, Arecales, Arecaceae.
UCGGAGUGUGAACGCAUUCCGGCAUAAAUAAGAAUCUCCGCGAAGAGUCAAAUUCCAUCCUCCAAAUACUCAAUAACCCCAAGACGAAGCUUCCCCCGGACGCCUUCUCCUCCCACCUGCCGGUCUUUUGGGGAGACGGUGAAGUUACUGCGCUUCGCCAAGAACUCAAAGGUCUACAUCUUGUAUAAAUGGCUGACCAAGACAAAGAUCAUAUCCCCAUGCUAUCAAAAGAUAUCGAGCUACAGAAAAUCACUGCCAGGAGUGCAUCAAUGUCCAUGCCCCCAAAUGUGUCCUAUGAAAGUGAAGAUACUUUUAUAUCUCAUACUGGUCCUUUGCGCAUCCAAAGGACGACACAAUUUGCACCUACAAGUGGUCCUUUAUGUGGCAAUCAGAAGGUAGAUGAGGUUCCUUGGCUUAAAAAUGGCAAGCAACACGCUAAAAUACAUGCAGUCAUGCCAGAAGUAAUGGGUCAAAAUGGCUGGUCAGACAAUAACCAUCAUACAAAAAAUGAGCACUUGUUGAAGUCUGGGCCUCUUGGGUUAUGCAAUGACCCUGACUGCACUGAUUGUCCUGCAGCUUAUAAAACCAAAAGGAGUUAUUAUAAAAACUCGGUUUCUCUUGAUAGUAAGCUCCAUAACAUUCUUUAUGGGGAUGCUGAUGGAUGGGCAAAGAAAUCAAUUUCAUGUCUAAGUUCAUAUCUUCCAAUCAUGAAUCCGCAUACGAAGGUUGUUCAGCAGUGGAACAAGUUCUUUGUUAUCUCCUGCUUGAUCGCAAUAUUUGUUGAUCCAUUGUUUUUCUUUGUUCUCUCUGUACAGGAGGACCAGAAGUGUAUGGUCUUGAACUGGUCCUUUGCAACUGCAUUGGCAGUUGUAAGAAGUGUGACUGAUUUCAUUUACCUGUUACACAUGCUUCUUCAGUUCAGACUAGCAUAUGUUGCACCUGAAUCCAGAGUUGUUGGUGCUGGGGAUUUAGUUGAUCAGCCAAAAAAAAUUGCACUUCAUUAUCUUCAUGGUUGCUUCAUAUUCGAUGUGUUUAUUGUGUUGCCACUUCCUCAGGUAAUGAUAUUACUAGUCAUACCAAAAUAUGCGGGCUCAUCAGCAGCAAACUAUGCAAAAAAUCUUUUACGUGCCACGGUUCUUCUUCAGUAUGCCCCAAGAAUUGUUAGAUUUCGUCCCUUGCUUGCUGGGCAGUCUGCAAGUGGCUUCAUUUUUGAGUCAGCUUGGGCUAACUUCGUUAUUAAUCUUCUUAUGUUUAUGUUGGCUAGUCAUGUUGUUGGUUCGUCUUGGUACCUCUUUGGGUUACAGAGGGUAAAUCAAUGUCUAAGGGAUGCCUGCUCUUCCAGUUCUCUUUUUCCAUCUUGUGCAUCAUAUAUAGACUGUGGACGUGGGAAUAUUGUUGAACAGAAUGAUACAAAUAAAACAAAUUGGUUGAAUGAUUAUACUUCUAGUGAUUGCUUUAACGGUAGUGGAGGACAUUUUGUUUAUGGCAUUUAUCAACAGGCUGUCUUAUUAACAACAGAGGACAGUAUUGUUAAACGAUAUAUAUAUUCCUCAUUCUGGGGAUUUCAGCAAAUCAGUACCUUAGCUGGUAACCAAGUUCCAAGUUAUUUUGUGUGGGAAGUUCUGUUCACUAUGGCCAUCAUUGGAUUGGGGCUCUUGUUAUUUGCAUUGCUCAUUGGAAAUAUGCAGAACUUUCUCCAAGCCCUUGGCAGAAGGAGACUUGAAAUGCAACUUAGACGACGUGACGUUGAACGAUGGAUGAGCCAUCGUCGUUUGCCAGAAUAUUUGAGGAGGAAAGUAAAGCAAGCGGAGAGGUUUACUUGGGCAGCUACUCGAGGUGUAAAUGAAGAAGAGCUACUAGAGAAUCUACCGGAGGACCUACAAAGGGAAAUUCGUCGCCAUUUCUUUAAAUUUCUCCAUAAAGUUCGGAUAUUUUCCCUGAUGGAUGAGCCCCUCUUUGAUGCUGUUUGUGAAAAAUUAAGGCAAAAGUUAUACAUUAGAGGAAGUGAUAUACUUUAUGUGGGAAGUCCUGUUGAAAAGAUGGUUUUCAUAGUGAGGGGUAAAUUGGAGAGCAUUGGAGCAGAUGGAAAUGUGGCUCCUUUAUCAGAAGGAGAUGUAUGUGGUGAGGAGCUCCUCACAUGGUAUCUUGAACACUCUUCCUUGAAUAGAGAUGGUGGGAAAAUCAGGUUCCCAGGACAGCUCUUGUUUUCAAACAGGACUGUUAAGUGUCUAACUAACGUUGAGGCAUUCACACUACGAGCUGCUGACUUGGAAGAAGUCACUACAUUGUUUUCCCGAUUCCUGCGGACCCCACGUGUGCAAGGAGCGAUUAGGUAUGAAUCACCCUAUUGGAGAAAUAUUGCUGCGACCCGCAUUCAAGUAGUAUGGAGAUACAGGCAGAGACGUCUAAAGCGGAAUGAGAGUUCCAACAAUGGAUCUACUCAUUCUAGGUCUCAUGUUUGGCGACAAUGGUCAUCAGAUUCAGCAAAGCAGAUUUCACACUUCUGAGUCUAACAUGUAAUCCAUAUAUACAAGUCUUACUAAAGGACUUUUGACAUCACGUCAAGGUCCUGUACUUUUGUCACCAUGCUAUUGCGUCAGGCAAAUGAUCCAAUCAGUAAUCAGUUUAAAGGCAUCGAUCAUCUUCUUUCUAGGUUUAUGGUUUCCCUGAGGGUGGGUGCCUUUUUGUUAAUUGCUUUACUUAAGAGGUUUAAAUAGCAUGUAAGUUCACUAUAAGCAAAUAUCUAGUGUAAUAUGUGUGUGUGUGUGUGUAUAUAAAUAAGCUGGGAUUAGAGAGAGGUGGUCGAUAGGAUAACUAUUCUUCACAUUUGCCUUCGAUUCUGAAGCUAUAUUUUGUCCCUACGUGUUCCAUAAUUAAAGAACACGUGGAAUGGGGGCUUGACU